UUCAAUAUGCUUGGUGUCAAUUGUCUGUUUUACAGUAGUUAUAUUCAGUGGACCAUCUUUAUUUCAGCACAUUACAGUCAUACUGUUGUGAUUUUUGCUUUUUAGUGUAUAUUAUGUAUUGAUUUCUCACUAUUUUAUUUACUUGCUUUCUGCAAUUUAAAUGUGAUGCAUUCGCUUGCCGACGAAAUCAAGGCUUUUUCCAAGACAUCGCUCAGGAAACAGAGCACACGAGUGACAACUAUAACUGGGAAAAGACUAAUCGAAACGCUGAGAGACGCUCGAGUGCAGGUCGUAGAAGAUGCUCAGCAAACAGAUGGAGCUUGUGGAUAUGUCCAGGACACCAGCCUUGAUCUGCAAGUUGGUGUUAUUGAACCGUGGCUUUUGCUGGCUUCACAAGAUGUGGCCCAUGAUUAUGGGAAAUUGAAAACAUACAAGGUUUCUCACAUCUUAAAUGUUGGCUAUGGGAUAGAAAAUGUCUUUCCCUGUGAGUUCAUUUAUAAAAAUGUUUCCAUACUGGAUCUCCCUGAGACUGCCAUUACCUCAUACUUUCAAGAAUGCUUUGACUUUAUUGACCAAGCAAAGACACAGAAUGGUGUGGUGCUGGUUCACUGCAAUGCUGGAGUGUCACGUUCUGCAUCUAUAGUGAUAGGUUAUCUCAUGCGGUUAUAUGGACUUGGCUUUAAAGAUGCUUUCUCAGUAGUGAAGAAUGCAAGGCAGGUUAUCAAUCCUAACCGUGGGUUUAUGGAGCAAUUAAAGAACUACCAGCCAAAGAAAUGAAUAAAGUAGAAUGGCGUUGAAUAGAAGGACUGAAUUUCAUGGAUGCUAGGUACUUUCAACAGGAAAGCAAUGCUGUUAAUGCGAUUUAUACAUUUUCAGCUUGAUGAUUUUUAGGUGUAUUUAUUGUUAAUGUUUCCAAUAAUAAUAUUAUGUAAAUUUGAAUAAUUUAAUUAACGUUGUAUUUAUGCUGUUUUGGAUGUUGAUCAUUUGCAAUCUACAAAAAUCGAAACAGGUGAAUAUUGUGCUAAGUAAAAGGAAGUUGUGCUGUUUUGUAAAAUCAACAUCCUAGCAACAAAACUGUAGAUAUGUUUAAUUGAUAUAAAUCAAAAUAUGAUGUGGAACUUUAUAUGCAUGUUGUGGUUUAUUUUAGAUAAUUUUGGAUCAAUGUAUCUUAAAAUAUUUAUAUUUAUACAACUGUGCUUAUUUGAUGUGCAGUGGUUAAUAUUUGUGAUACUAGAUAUUCUACGAAUGAAAUUUACAUAGAAGAAAAAAAUUCUGUUGAUGCUAAGAAAUUGUAUAAAAUUAGUUGUAAAGUAGAAAUAGUUACAAAAUUGUCAAGCAGGAGUUUUGUUCAAAUUGAUUCACCUGCCAUUAUAAAUCACCAUUGAUAAAAGACAUGAUUUUAAGGGAGGUUCCCUUUAUUUAGAUAAGCAUAUUUUUUCCAAGAAGUGUCCCAAUUGGAUUCAAAAUCCUCAUACACCAGGAUCGCGUUAAAAGUUUAUAAAAAAGCAUUUGAAUUUCAUUCUCUUUAUAAUCAGUGUGGCCUGGAGCAUUUUGAUUAAAAAUGUACUAAAAUGUAACGAAAUGAUCAA
This is a messenger RNA of Pristis pectinata (smalltooth sawfish), 1589 nucleotides long. It is a transcript of the gene dusp19a, whose product is annotated as dual specificity phosphatase 19a. Lineage: Eukaryota; Metazoa; Chordata; Chondrichthyes; Rhinopristiformes; Pristidae. Gene Ontology annotation, biological process: regulation of MAP kinase activity; protein dephosphorylation. The coding region runs from base 166 to 777 and encodes 203 amino acids. Gene Ontology annotation, cellular component: cytoplasm. Gene Ontology annotation, molecular function: JUN kinase phosphatase activity. The transcript has 4 exons. The record is from RefSeq and is a predicted model, not a curated record.